Messenger RNA from Theobroma umbraticum, 1875 nucleotides. Its product is annotated as zinc finger CCCH domain-containing protein 40-like. Gene Ontology annotation, molecular function: U6 snRNA binding; metal ion binding; pre-mRNA binding. Gene Ontology annotation, cellular component: Prp19 complex; U2-type catalytic step 2 spliceosome; U2-type catalytic step 1 spliceosome. The record is from RefSeq and is a predicted model, not a curated record. Lineage: Eukaryota; Viridiplantae; Streptophyta; Magnoliopsida; Malvales; Malvaceae.
AAAAAUGGCAAAAAUCAGAGCCAAAGCAAAUCUCCUAUCCCUUCUUCAAGGCGGCUCGCGAAAGCUCUCGCUUCGACCUACCGAUCGCUCCCACCGUUGAGUUUGAACCGCUGGGUCCGCUACCGUCGAUUUCACCGUAUUCGUCGCGGUUCAGGAACUAAGUAUAGAGUGCAAAUCGGAGGCUGUGAAUAGCUACACGACCUAGUGCAAAGUUUAUAAUGGCACACAGAUUGUUAAGAGAUCACGAGGCAGAUGGUUGGGAACGCUCCGACUUCCCUAUCAUUUGUGAGUCAUGCCUUGGUGACAAUCCAUAUGUUCGAAUGACCAAAGCAGAUUAUGAUAAGGAGUGCAAGAUUUGUACAAGACCAUUUACAGUCUUUAGGUGGAGGCCUGGUCGAGAUGCAAGGUAUAAGAAAACUGAGGUUUGUCAGACCUGCAGUAAGUUGAAAAAUGUUUGUCAAGUCUGCCUUCUAGACCUUGAAUAUGGGUUGCCAGUUCAAGUUCGGGAUACUGCUCUUAGUAUAAAUUCCAAUGAUGCCAUUCCAAAGAGUGAUGUGAAUAGAGAGUAUUUUGCCGAGGAGCAUGAUCGCAGGGCCAGAGCUGGUUUAGAUUACGAAUCCUCAUAUGGGAAGGUACGGCCAAAUGACACUAUUCUGAAGCUUCAGAGAACAACACCAUACUACAAAAGAAACCGAGCACAUAUUUGUAGUUUCUACGUUCGGGGUGAAUGUACAAGAGGUGCUGAGUGCCCUUAUAGGCAUGAGAUGCCAGUAACUGGGGAGUUGUCACAGCAAAAUAUAAAAGACCGUUACUAUGGGGUGAAUGAUCCUGUGGCACUAAAGCUACUCAACAAGGCUGGUGAAAUGCCUUCUUUGGAACCUCCUGAGGAUGAGAGCAUUAAAACCCUUUACGUGGGCGGCCUUGAUAAAAGGGUUACAGAGCAAGAUUUAAGGGACAACUUUUAUGCCCAUGGUGAAAUCGAAACGAUAAAGAUGGUGCUUGACAAAGCAUGUGCCUUUGUAACUUACACAACCAGAGAAGGAGCUGAGAAGGCUGCAGAAGAGCUCUCUAACAAGCUAGUCAUAAAGGGUCUCAGGCUGAAGCUUAUGUGGGGUAAGCCCCAGGCACCAAGACCCGAGUCAGAAACCUCAGAGGGAGGCACGCAGCAGGUUGCAGUGGCUCAUGGUGGAAUGUUGCCCCGGGCUGUAAUAUCUCAGCAGCAGAACCAAUUUCAGCCAUCUGGGCCUGGCGUGCAGGACCAACCCCCACCUAUGCAGUAUUUUAAUAUCCCACCUCCACCUCAGCUGGAUAGAGCCUUCUAUCCAUCAAUGGAUCCUCAAAGGAUGGGUGCCCUGGUUCCAUCCCAUGAUGGGGAGAGCAAAUCUGGAUCAGAAAAACCACAACAAGGGCAACAUUAUCCCUAUCAAGCUAUGCCACCACCGCCUGAGCAAUAUCCUACUCAGCUUUAUCCACCGUAUGGGUACAUGCAACCAAUGCCACCUUAUCAGCAGUAUCCAUAUCAUCCGGCAAUGCCUCCACCUCAGGCUCCACCAGCAACACAGCAAUAUCAGCAUUCUGGGCCACCAAGGCCUCCACCUCCUGUGAGUGGACCUUCAACAAGCGCGCCACCAGUGCCUUCUUCAUCAGGUUCUGCACCUCCGGUUCCAGGGCCAUCUGCCGAUGCAUCUGGGUCAUCUCAUCAGUGAGGGUUUCUGAUAUUGUAGCUUUUGCUAAUGUAAGAAUGUAACUUGUUAACCCCCAAAUUUGUUUUUAUUUGAGUCCAAAAUCUUCUUUGCUUUGUCUGUAGUACUUAAUAGCAAUCAAUUUUCUCAUCUUGUGGGUUAUUCUUGCAUUCAUCAGUUUAUGAUUAGUGAA